GGUCGUUGGCCUCAUUCGAGUCGUUGCGCCGGCCGUAGGCGGACGUGGAGCUCCUUGCGCCCCGUUUCCUGCUCCCUUUCUCCUCUCCGCGCGCCGGCAGGAUGGCCCACAAGCAGAUCUACUAUUCGGACAAGUACUUCGACGAGCACUACGAGUACCGGCAUGUCAUGUUACCUAGAGAACUCUCCAAACAAGUACCGAAAACUCACCUGAUGUCUGAAGAGGAGUGGAGGAGACUUGGUGUCCAACAGAGUCUUGGUUGGGUGCAUUACAUGAUCCAUGAGCCAGAACCGCAUAUUCUUCUCUUUAGACGACCUCUUCCAAAAGAACAACAAAAAUGAAGUACAGCUGGGAUCACCUAAUCUUUUUGAAAUUAAAUGUAUAUGUGUAUAUAAGGGUAGUAUUCAGUGAAUACUUGAAAAUGUACAAAUCUCUCAUCCAUACCUGCGCAUGAGCUGUAUUCUUCACAGCAACAGAGCUCAGUUAAAUGCAACUGCAAGUAGGUUAUUUUAAGUUGUUAAAGAUAAAUUUUCUUGUAGUUUUUUUUCUUAAUAUAAGUAGCACCUGUUUUACUUUAUCUGUUACUUUGUUAAAUAAAGUUUGUAU
Chionomys nivalis (European snow vole) is the source of this 606-nucleotide messenger RNA. It is a transcript of the gene Cks2, whose product is annotated as CDC28 protein kinase regulatory subunit 2. Gene Ontology annotation, cellular component: SCF ubiquitin ligase complex; cyclin-dependent protein kinase holoenzyme complex. NCBI's taxonomy places the organism in Eukaryota, Metazoa, Chordata, Mammalia, Rodentia, Cricetidae. The coding region runs from base 102 to 341 and encodes 79 amino acids. The transcript is spliced from 3 exons. The record is from RefSeq and is a predicted model, not a curated record. Gene Ontology annotation, molecular function: ubiquitin binding; protein kinase binding; cyclin-dependent protein serine/threonine kinase activator activity. Gene Ontology annotation, biological process: regulation of mitotic cell cycle.